AAAAAUGGCAACCAAAAAAAAAAAAAAAAAAAAAGGAGAAAAAAGUGUGCACCAUGAAUUGUAAAAACUAAAAAGCAUUUUGUCUUCUCAACAUGCCCUAUGAAUCAUAUUCGUGGGCCUCUAUCUAUUUCUAUCAAUUGCAUUUCUAUUAAUUUGGGAUCUGUUUGGGCAUAUAAUAUUUCUGGGUUUUUUCUUUAAGCGAAUAUGGUUUCAAAAAAUACUAAAGCUUAAAAAUAGACAUUAUUAGUUGAAAGGAGCAGAGGUUUCGUCUUCCUUCCCUCCAAAGGGCCUCGCUGGCACUCUCUGUCAUAUCUUUCUAAACAACUCUCUCUCUCUCUCUCUCUCUCUCUCUCUCUAAACAACUAACCCAACUGACUAGGAAUCUGAAAAGUUUAUUACAAUUAAAAUUAGAAAAAAUAAACACACCCAAAUACAACUCAAAAGAGACCCCUCCUCUUCUUUGAUUUGUUCGGGUGCUACUACUCGCCCAAUUCCAUUGAAUAUAACUUCACUUUCGUUACCCUCUCCAUCACCAAACACACCCCCAAAAAUCAAUUUACCCUCUCUAUUUUCUAGGAAAAUCCAAGAAGAUCGCGACAAACGUAUUGGAUUUUUGAAGAAUUCAGGCUCUGUGACAUCGUUUUCAAAGCACAAUUCAUUUAUGGGUUUUCGCGAAUUCAAUUCAAGAAUCCAACAAGAAAGACACGAGGAAGCUUUCUGGUCGAUUUUCAUGGGGUUCUUCAGAAGAUGGCACAGCAUAAUCUGGGUGACCUUCUUCUUGUCAUUUUCUUCAUCCGUGCAAGCUUCUAGUAUUGGUUAUGACCCAAAGUCAUUGAAUGCUUUUUUCGUUCACCAUGCAAAUAGGAGCAUAGUGAAGCCCCACACUGGCAUUUUAUACACUGUUCCUCUUCCUGCUAACUUCACAGGCAUGGAACUCACAUUUGUUAGACUCCGUAGUGGGAGCCUUCGUAACAGAGGAGCUAAUUUCAGUUCGUUUUAUAUCCCACCAAAAGUUCGAGCGCAUCCUCAUGUGGUGAGGCUAGCUUUGGUGUAUGAGAAUUUGGGCAAUUGGUCUUCAUAUUACUAUCAUGUGCCCAAUCACUCAUUGGUUGCUCCUGUUGUUGGCUUCACAGUCUUUGAUUCCCCUGGUCCAUAUGUAAUAGGCACCCAAAAGCUCAAUUUUAGCUUCCAUGAGGAACCCAUUUCAAUAUGGUUUCCUCGAAUUGAGCUACAAGGAGGAAAUGUGACUCCAAAAUGUGUCAAAUUUGGUUCUAAUGGGAGCUUUGAAAUUAGUAGCAUGAGCAAGAGAAAUGGAUGCAUCACUAGAAGUCAAGGCCAUUUUUCUCUUGUUAUUCCAUUUCCACCACCGGCAACGCCGCCACGACGGCCACCACCACCACCUCCGCCGCCACAGCGGGCUAAGAAAAGCUACUGGAAAUGGUGGGUACUAGGAUUCGCUGGGGGAGUUAUUGGUUUGGUUUUGAUUGUUUUGAUAGUGAUAGCCGUAUCAAAGCUAGUUAAAAAGAAGAAACUUAAAGCAAUGGAGACUCAGUCUGAAAAAAGUGUGCCUUUAGAUGCAUUUUGGAUUGGGAGAAGUAAAAUGCCUUCUGCAUCAAUGAUUAGAACUCAGCCAGCCCUUGAACAUGGUUAUGUUCCUUGAUUUUAUUUUAUUUUUCUUUUUUUAUUUAUUUAUCAAUUUUCUUUUCUUUGUACAUUUUCUUCUUUUUGCCCAGUUCGCUUGUGAAGAUACCUUUGUUCUUGAAUCUUACACUGAUGAUGAUAGAAUACGUUAUUUGCCCAAA
Molecule: messenger RNA, 1802 nt
Organism: Ziziphus jujuba (common jujube)
Lineage: Eukaryota; Viridiplantae; Streptophyta; Magnoliopsida; Rosales; Rhamnaceae
Exons: 2
Coding region: 662-1660 (332 amino acids)
Cellular component (GO): membrane
Source: RefSeq, a predicted model, not a curated record